Molecule: messenger RNA, 1527 nt
Organism: Prunus armeniaca (apricot)
Lineage: Eukaryota; Viridiplantae; Streptophyta; Magnoliopsida; Rosales; Rosaceae
Source: the annotation of a GenBank genome assembly
AUGGGGAAGGUGGCGGUGGGAUUGGCAGUUGGGGUGGCGGUAGCGGCGUGUGCGGUGGCGACGGUGGUGGUCGGUCGGAGAAUAAGGAGCAGACGGAAGUGGAGAAGAGUGGUUGGGGUUUUGAAGGAACUCGAGCAGAGCUGUGAAACCACAGUGGGGAGGUUGAGGCAGGUCGUGGACGCUAUGGCUGUGGAGAUGCACGCAGGUUUGGCUUCUGAUGGUGGCUCCAAGCUCAAAAUGUUACUCACUUUUGUGGAUAAACUCCCCAAUGGGAGUGAGAAAGGAACUUACUAUGCGCUAGAUCUUGGGGGUACUAAUUUUAGGGUCUUACGGGUUAAGCUAGAAGGCACGAGGUCCUCUACCUUGGAACAUGAUGUAUAUCGACAAGCAAUUCCUCAAGAUUUGAUGACUGGCUCAAGCGAGGAUCUUUUUGAUUUUAUUGCUUCAUCAUUAAAGGAGUUCGUUGAAAGAGAAGGUGAUAUUUCUGAGCUUUCAUUGGACAGAAGAAGGGAGCUUGGAUUCACAUUCUCUUUUCCCGUGAAACAAAUGUCCGUGUCAUCAGGCACUUUAUUAAAAUGGACAAAAGGGUUUUCCAUUGAAGACAUGGUUGGAAGAGAGAUUGCAGAAUGCUUAGAGAAUGCAAUGACCAGGAAAGGCCUAAAUAUGAGGGUUGCAGCACUUGUCAAUGACUCUGUGGGAUCAUUAGCACUUGGACAUUAUCAUGACACAGACACUGUUGCUGCAGUGAUAAUUGGAACGGGUACUAAUGCCUGUUAUUUGGAAAGGACAGAUGCUAUAAUUAAGUCUCAAGGGCUUCUUACAACAUCUGGAGGCAUGGUUGUCAACAUGGAAUGGGGAAAUUUUUGGUCAUCUCAUUUACCAAGGACUCUGUAUGAUAUUGAAUUAGAUGCUGAUAGCCCCAAUCCGAAUGAUCAGGGUUUUGAGAAAUUGAUAUCAGGAAUGUACCUAGGUGAUGUUGUGAGGAGAGUGAUUGUCAGAAUGUCACAGGAGUCAGAUAUUUUUGACCCUAUUUCUUCCAAGUUAUCAAUGCCUUUUAUUUUGAGGACACCAUUGAUUGCUGCAAUGCAUGAAGAUGACUCUCCUGACUUGGAAGAAGUACGACGUAUCUUAAGAGAUAACCUGGAGAUUCCGGAUGUUCCUCUGAAGGUUCGAAAGCUCAUAGUCAAGGUGUGUGAUGUUGUGACCCGUAGGGCUGCUCGAUUGGCAGCUGCUGGUAUUGUGGGGAUCUUGAAGAAGAUUGGUCGGGAUGGGAGUGGUGGAAUCGCAGGUGGAAGAAGUAGAAGUGAUCAGAAAAUGAGGAGGACGGUUGUGGCAAUGGAGGGGGGUUUGUAUACAGGUUAUACAAUGUUUAGAGACUACUUACAUGAAGCAUUGACUGAAAUAUUAGGGGAAGAUAUUGCCCAACAUGUCAUAAUCAAGGUCACUGAAGAUGGAUCAGCCAUGGGAGCAGCUCUCCUGGCUGCUUCAAAUUCGUCUUACCCUGUGGAUAGCGUACAGUUGCUAUAA